Molecule: messenger RNA, 4244 nt
Organism: Solea solea (common sole)
Lineage: Eukaryota; Metazoa; Chordata; Actinopteri; Pleuronectiformes; Soleidae
Gene: alpk1
Product: alpha-kinase 1
Exons: 15
Coding region: 276-3659 (1127 amino acids)
Biological process (GO): protein phosphorylation
Molecular function (GO): ATP binding; protein serine/threonine kinase activity
Source: RefSeq, a predicted model, not a curated record
ACAGUCCCUCCUAUCGGCAGCCUCACAGCAACACCACAGUCCGUCCACAUGCAGCCACGCAACAUUAGACACGCACGCCAUAAACAACACGCACUUGAAGGCAGCAUUGCUCAGUCCUGCCCUACCAGGAAGACGAGGAGGACCUAAAGACAAAACACGCAGAUUCCCGUGGAAUUCCCCCUUCUUCAUGCAUCACUAUAUAACAGGAACAGAGGUGAAGAGGCCCCAAAAACAAAGGAAGACACUCUUUCUAUCACUGCACAACAACCACAACAAUGGAGAGUCAGGAGGUGGGGGAUUUACUGGAGGAGUGUCUCAAUACAGCAGCAGCAGCAGCAGCUCAUCAACAGUCCUCACAGUCCACUGAGGCAGCGAGGCAGAAUUACCACAGCUGCAAAGGCUCGCUGUGUGCAGAACUGGCCUCCCUCCUGCAGGAGGCGAUGGACAUGAAGUGGCCCUUUGUGCCAGAGAAGUGGCAGUACAAGCUGUCCGUCAGUGCCAAAGACAAAACCAACCUUAAUGACCUGAUCAGCGAGCACCUACCACAGCUCCUGGCUGUUCUGAAGGCCUCCAUCAUGGCUCAGGAAGCGCGCACAGCACAGGCAGUGGUUUUCUUAGUGGACCGUUUCCUCUACUGGACAGACGAGUCGAGUCGCCUGCUCAAGAUCACAAAGCUGCUCCACAGAUGCCACCCUCACACUCCCGUGGCCCCCCAGCUGGUCAUACGACAAGCCAGGGUCUACCUCAACUCUGGCAAACUGCAGAAGGCAGAGUACAUCCUGAGUCGUCUUAUUAACAGCAGCGGAGCCACAGGUUGUUGGUUGUACCACUCUGAAAGUGACAGGGCUCUUGUGCAGGCUGUCAGCGUUCAAGUCCGUGGGAUGAUUUUGCAAAAGCUCGGCCUGUGGUUACAGGCUGCAGAGUUGAUCUGGGCCUCUCUGGUCGGCUACUACUCCCUUCUUCAGCCUGAUAAAAAGGGCAUUUCAACUUCACUUGGAAUACUGGCCAACAUAUUAGUGUCAAUGAAUGACGAGGACUUUCGUGCCUUUAGGACAAAUCAAAAUAUCGAUUCGCAAUCUUUACUUGGGAGCGUUAGCCAUCGCCUUCUUUCAGCGGCACAGGCAGCAAAGAUGGCAGUGGUUUACAGCCAGUACACUUCACUGUAUGUGUUGACUAAUGUGGCAACUCAAGGAACCUGCUUGUUAUCAUACAGUUUUUCAACUGAGUGCCUUGACUCGCAAAGGGAGUCUUUCCUCCAGCAGGCCAGAGAGGCAUUUGCAAUCGGUCUGCUCACCAAAGGGGAGGGUGAGCAGGUCACAAGCCAGCAAGAGCUCCACACCUUCCUCAAAGCUGCCUUUUCCCUUACUGUCACUCAUAAAUGGCUUGGCACUCCCCAGGAGGUUGUGGUUCAGGCGACACAAGCUUGCCAAGAAGCUUUAGCCAACUUCUAUGAUUACUGCCAUGCAGAUAAGCAAGACAAAGAUAGCCUCUGUGCUGCGAUCAUGCGCUCGGUCACCCGGGUCAAGCAUCUGCUGCAAGUGGAGCCCUUCAUUAAUUCGGAUAUGGCGUCUUUUAUUCCUGACAGCUACAGGGAUAUCAAAGACACUUCAGUAAAUUUCACUCUGGCAAGUUUCUCGAAGGUGAUGCAGAGAUUUCAGAAGUUCCAUGCGUCACUAUGCAAGACAACCAACCGAAACUGUAAAAGCAACAAAGAUGAGAUGGAUGGGGCAAGGCUGUGUAUAACUGCAUUGGGGACAACCCUUGGUACACUUAACACAGAAUGUGGCACCGAGGCUUUAAAAGUGUCCAAAGCUACACCCGAAGGAGAAGAGCCACAUCAUAGAGGUGGGGAUUCAUCAGCUGUGCAUCCACAGCAAAAUCCCAACCAGUGCCCCACUCUAGGAAGCACUGAUGACCUUGGCUCGUCAUGGCAGAACUUUUCUUUGAGUAGUUCUGGUUUCUCUUGGCCCAGCAGCAGUGGGAACACAGGAAGUGGUGUCUUAGGAGGUGGAGCAAAUACAAGAGGUCAUAACAAUCUGACCACUGAGGUUGAUGAAGAAAAAGCAGACAGCAUGUUUCAGUUCCCUGAUAAAAACAAGAAGAGAGACUUGAAUGGGUAUAGCUCCAGUGUAAAUUCUAGUCCAUUUCCCAGGUUCACUGCAUCCGCCACUUCCUCGUCGAAUGUGAGUAGUGAUUCAGAGAAAUUUGAAGUGAUGCAAGCUGGAGUAGAAACACUAGACACUGACGACUGGAUGCUCACUGGUGCUGGAUUGGCACAGAAACCGACGAGUGUUGAAGGAGAACCACAAUCCCUGUCUGAGCUAACUCUCAGAACGUCCUCCAGCUCACUCAACAACAGUCUCAGUUCCCAGUCAUCAUGGGAGAAACUGUUCACUGACAUUAAUUCCCCCACAAGCGGAAAACCUCAACCCACUGGACUAUCAAAAGCAGGAACCAGCCAAAGUAGCAAGUCACAGGAGUCAGACGGGAGCUUCUGUCUCUUGGAAACACUUGAUUCUGAAACCAGUGAUGUCGCUCGUGAUCCCACAUUCAAGGAUCAUACAUCGAGCGGGGAAUUUGGAGCAUCUUCUAAGCCACAAAACCCAAACAAUGACACAGCUGACUCUGUGAGACCUGCUGCCAAGAGUUCUUCAGCAUCCCCUCACCCAAAUAUGUCCCUGUGUGCCUCCACUGAAAUGUCCACAGACAUUUCAUUUGAGAUGGUGGAGGUGAAUGAAGUCUCCUCUUCAGAAAAAGGGGAUUCCACUCAGGUGAAGAACCCCUUGUGCUUCAGCUGCCUGAUGCACAGCACCAAUGGCAAUACCCCAAAGAGGCAAUAUUUGUUGUCACACAAGGAUUACCGAGCCCUUCUGGCUGGUGUUUGCCAUGAAUGUUUGCUCAAGAGGUUACACAGUGAUGCAGUGCAAUUCAAACUUAAGGAUGACAAAACUUCCUACAGUGCUCUUCAGCUAAAGUUCUCCAAGGCUAAUGGACUGUGGACAGCGAGGGAGACCUGUGUCUACAUCGGAGAGCCAAUGGGGAUGCAGGGCAAGCAGAGAACAGCAAUAUGGGUGCAGUUUUUACACCAGGAGGAGCGGCUGAGCAGUUACGUGGGCAAGGACUAUCUGAAACCGAAGCAAAUCCAGUUCCACCUGAGAGAUGUGGAGCGACAGAUGACAGCCCAGUACUACGUGACCGAGUUUAACAAGAGGCUCUACGACAAAGAUGCCAUGGCCCAGAUCUUCUUCAUACCCUCGGAAGCACUGCUGAUUUUGAAUGAACAUGAGAUUGUGGGCUGUGUGACGGUGGAGCCCUACAUGCUCGGUGACUUUGUCAAACUAACAAACAACAAAGAGAAGAAGGACGAGCGUUUCCAGGCAACAGAAUAUGGCCUCGCUUUCGGACACUUCACCUACCUGUUCUCUGACCGCCAGGAAGUUGUUGUCGACCUGCAAGGAUGGGUGACCGCCAAUGGCAAAGGGCUGACCUACCUCACUGACCCGCAGAUCCACUCCACGAAGGUUCCUCGGGGUCCCUCCAACUUCUCUGCCCGAGGCCUCAGGUACUUCCUGGAGCAGCAGCAUGGGCCAGAGUGCAAUGGCAUUUGCGAGCUGCUCAACCUCCCUCCAGUGGUCGGUGGGUCACAUGUUCUACCCUAAAAAGAGAAAAGAUAUUAUGUCAGUGAUGCUGUGUGAGCAGUUUCUGAGACUAGAACCGUUGAGCUAAACUACACUCACUUUACUGUGCGUACUCGUCUGUCCAUUACUCAGGAACUACCCAACUGAUUUCUACUCAGUUUUGUGGGCAAAAUAAGGCAUUUCAGGUACUGAUAUAGGUAUUUGCACUUGCAGCAAUUUUUAAUUUAUCAUAAAUAACAAUAAAAUAAUGUAUUUUCCGUUACCUAGUCCUAGAUACACCUGGUAACAUCGGGUUUUGUUUUUGAUAGCCAUAGAAUAUCAGAAAAGAUAUUAACUGAAUCAAUAUUUCUGCAGUGCUUAAAGAACACUAAGCAAAUUAAAAGUAAAAUCCUCGAAUUUCUGAAUGUUGUACUCGGCUAUAAACUGUUAACAAUGUGGUACCCGUGUUAACAUGGGUGUUAUUUUUGUUUUGCACUGUAGAAGAAUUGUUAUAUGUAUAUAAACAGAUUAUUUGCCUGGAAUAGUUUUUACACAGUGUUUUACACAGUGGAAUGCCUGUGUUGCUUUGUUUGAUUAAAAAAGAAAUAAAAAUGUUUGUAUAUGUUU